AAAGAAUCUCCCACUCCGCCGUCCGCCGCGCCGCUCCGGCCACCCGCCGUACGCACGACUCGCUAGGAUCGAAGAUGUUCGUGGAGGGGUUCAGGGUGGAGAGCCCGCGGGUGCGGUACGGCGACGGGGAGAUCGAGUCGGAGUACCGGUACGACACGACGGAGGUGGUGGCGCCGCCGGCGGCGGACGGGAAGGCGAGGACGGGGUGGGUCGUCCGCCCCAAGUCCGUCACCUACCACUUCAAGACCUCCACCAACGUCCCCAAGCUCGGGGUGAUGCUGGUUGGAUGGGGAGGCAACAACGGCACCACGCUCACGGCCGGGGUUAUCGCCAACAGAGAGGGAGUUUCCUGGGCAACCAAGGAGAAGGUGCACAAGGCCAACUAUUUCGGCUCCCUGACCCAGGCCUCCACCAUCAGGGUUGGGAGCUACAAUGGGGAGGAGAUCUAUGCACCCUUCAAGAGCCUUGUACCCAUGGUGAACCCGAACGACAUCGUGUUCGGAGGGUGGGACAUCAGCGGCAUGAACCUGGCCGACGCCAUGGCUAGGGCUCGGGUGCUGGACAUUGACCUGCAGAAGCAGCUCCGGCACCACAUGGCGUCCAUGGUGCCCCUCCCCGGCAUCUACAACCCUGACUUCAUCGCCGCCAACCAGGGCUCCCGUGCCGACAAUGUCAUCAAGGGCUCCAAGAAGGAGCAGGUCGAACAGAUCAAGAAGGACAUCAGGGAGUUCAAGGAGAAGAACAAGGUGGACAAGGUGGUGGUGCUGUGGACGGCCAACACGGAGCGGUACAGCAACGUUGUCGCCGGGAUGAACGACACCGUGGACAACCUGCUGGCGUCGGUGGACAAGGACGAGCCGGAGAUCUCGCCGUCGACGCUCUACGCCAUCGCCUGCGUCACGGAGGGCGUCCCGUUCAUCAACGGCAGCCCCCAGAACACCUUCGUGCCCGGGCUGAUCGAGCUCGCCAUCAAGAAGAACUCGGUGAUCGGCGGCGACGACUUCAAGAGCGGGCAGACCAAGAUGAAGUCCGUGCUCGUCGACUUCCUCGUCGGCGCCGGCAUCAAGCCGACGUCGAUCGCGAGCUACAACCACCUGGGCAACAACGACGGCAUGAAUCUGUCGGCGCCGCAGACGUUCCGAUCCAAGGAGAUCUCCAAGAGCGGCGUCGUCGACGACAUGGUCGGCAGCAACGCCAUCCUCUACGAGCCCGGCGAGCACCCCGACCACGUCAUCGUCAUCAAGUAUAUUCCGUAUGUUGGGGACAGCAAGAGGGCCAUGGACGAGUACACCUCGGAGAUCUUCAUGGGAGGGAAAAACACCAUCGUGUUGCACAACACCUGCGAGGACUCGCUCCUCGCCGCGCCGAUCAUCCUCGAUCUCGUGCUCCUCGGCGAGCUCAGCACCAGGAUCCAUCUCAAAGCUGAAGGCCAGGACAAGUACCAUUCUUUCCAUCCGGUUGCUACCAUCCUGAGCUACCUCAGCAAGGCUCCUCUUGUUCCACCAGGAACACCAGUGGUGAAUGCACUGGCCAAGCAGAGGGCCAUGCUGGAGAACAUCCUGAGGGCCUGUGUUGGCCUGGCCCCUGAGAACAACAUGAUGCUUGAGUACAAAUGAUAAGCCUUGACAGGUCCUCAUCAGGAUGGAGAGAGGCAAGGAGAUGAUGAAGAGCAAGUGGAGGAAGGUGACAAUUUUCUUCAACAAAAAAAAAGAACAAAAAGAGUGAGGAACACCUGAAGAAAUAACAAGAGGCCAAGCAAAUGAUGAAGUGAGAUUCAUUCAGGCAAAUGGGUGUCAGUGACUUGGAUCCUCUUAAUUGGGGGCACCUGUUGACACUCUGCUCCCUGAUUUUUUCUAUUUCUUUGUUUGGUCCUUUUGAUGAGACGAUGAAGACUUUUUUUUUUUGGCUCUGCUGGUAGUAUGCUGUGUGCUGCAUGGAGCCUUGAUUAAUUUUGUGUAUGAUGAUAGAUGGGAAGCAAGGAACUAGUCCUCUUCUAUGCUUAUAGUACAAGUUGUCAGUGUUACUGUUCAGCCUUAUAUC
Oryza brachyantha (malo sina) is the source of this 2040-nucleotide messenger RNA. Its product is annotated as inositol-3-phosphate synthase 1. NCBI's taxonomy places the organism in Eukaryota, Viridiplantae, Streptophyta, Magnoliopsida, Poales, Poaceae. Gene Ontology annotation, cellular component: cytoplasm. The record is from RefSeq and is a predicted model, not a curated record. Bases 75 to 1616 code for a protein of 513 amino acids. The transcript is spliced from 10 exons. Gene Ontology annotation, molecular function: inositol-3-phosphate synthase activity. Gene Ontology annotation, biological process: inositol biosynthetic process; phospholipid biosynthetic process.